AUGGGUUUCCACUUGCAGAGAAUUGCUAAUGCUAAGAGGAUGGUAAAACGGACUCUUUCAUCUUCGGAGACGACAAUGGUGCCCAAAGGCCACUUUGCUGUUUAUGUUGGAGAAGCUGAAAAGAAGAGAUUUGUUGUCCCAAUAUCAUUCCUGAAGCAUCCUUCGUUCCAGAAUUUGUUGAGUCAAGCCGAAGAAGAGUAUGGAUUUAGUCAUUCUAUGGGUGCUUUAACUAUCCCCUGCAGCGAAGAAGCUUUCAUUGAACUCGCCUGCAAUCUGCAAAGCUCUUAAGAAGAAAUGACAUAAA
Molecule: messenger RNA, 304 nt
Organism: Hibiscus syriacus
Lineage: Eukaryota; Viridiplantae; Streptophyta; Magnoliopsida; Malvales; Malvaceae
Product: auxin-responsive protein SAUR21-like
Exons: 1
Coding region: 1-288 (95 amino acids)
Biological process (GO): response to auxin
Source: RefSeq, a predicted model, not a curated record